UACCCAAAUGGAAGUCCUAGGAAAGGUAUACCUGUCGAUGUCUCCAAGGCGGAGGCAACUCUACUUAAAUAAGCUAAGAAAAUUCUUUCCAAAUUCCUCCAUUCGGAAAAAGAAAAGAACAGGGCAAAGGGAAAUAGCGCCACAACCUUUGUGGCUAUCCGUCUACUCCGAUCCCAAAAAAUAUCUCUUCGAAUUUGUUCUAACCCUAAUGUUGUACUUGAAGGGGUUUGUUCGGGUUUAUUCCUCUUGACUCAAAGCCGUUGCAAACUGGUGCUUUUGAUCCCUGUAUUUUGAUGGAAAAGCUUGAGAUUAUAAGCAUAAGCACCGAUUGUCAUCUCCAAAACCCUCGAACCUUCGAUCUUUCUGCCGAUUUCUAGUGCCCCCUCUGGAUUCCUGAGUUGUUUUGGUUCUCGUUCGCAGCUCGAUUCCCAGUUCUCCCCGUGCUCUGUUCAUUAGCUGAGCGUUCUUCUUCUAAAACGCCCAAUAGAACCCUAGUUUGCUUUAGUUUUUAGAUCUGUAACGAGAGUACGAGAUGGAGCGAGUAUUUUGAUUUCUUGUGGGAAACAAAGCGAUCUUUUUUUUCACUGGGUCGUUGUUCGAAUCACAAUCCUUCCUUUUGCUUUAUGGGCUGUUAAUCUCUUCUUGUAAGCAUUCCUUUGGGUGUUUUGUUUCUUGGGAGGAUGGUUUUGUGGGAAGGCUAUGUCAGUGAUGAGGUGAUGGGCACGUUUGCCCCCAUUGUUGUUUAUUGGCUCUACGCCGGCAUGUAUCAGCUGUUACCCCCAUUGGAUCGUUACCGGUUGCACACUAGAAAAGAAGAAGAGCAGAAGAACUUGGUGCCCCUGUUGUCGGUGGUUAAGGGUGUUCUACUUCAGCAGCUUGUUCAAGCCACUGUUGCGCAAGUUCUGUUUCUGAUAACUUCAAGUGCAACAGGGACUCCAAUUCAACCAUCCAUAUUAGUUCAACUCAUCCAGAUCUUUGUGGCGAUGCUAGUGAUGGACACAUGGCAAUAUUUUGUGCACCGUUACAUGCAUCAGAACAAGUUCCUUUAUCGCCAUAUUCACUCCCAACAUCAUCGUCUGGUAGUUCCUUAUGCAAUUGGAGCCCUCUACAACCAUCCAUUGGAGGGUCUCCUUCUGGACACCUUGGGUGGGGCCAUCUCAUUCCUGAUCUCAGGGAUGACAGCACGAACAGCUGUUUUUUUCUUCUGCUUUGCGGUGAUGAAGACUAUUGAUGAUCACUGUGGCCUCUGGCUGCCUGGCAACAUCUUUCACAUUUUCUUCAAGAACAACACUGCCUACCAUGACAUCCACCAUCAGCUUCAGGGCUCAAAGUAUAACUACUCUCAGCCGUUCUUUUCUAUUUGGGACAAGAUGUUGGGCACUUACAUGCCCUACAGCUUAGUCGCCCGCCAGGAAGGGGGGUUGGAGGCAAGACCAUCGAAAGACUAGUUUUAACCUCUCAUCAAUAUAUAGGUCUUUAUCUACAACGUUAGUUGUCGCGCUACUCUGAAGAUCAAAGAAGCAAGGCAAUUAUCAUCAUUUUCCAAGGCUAAUGAAUAUAGGAGAAGAUGGAGAUGUUUCCAUCAAAAUGUAUUGCUUGUUUCUUUGGCUGUGUCAUUUGAUAGUCAGCUAUAGCCCUUUCUGACUGCUCUUUGGAGAGUGCAUCUCUUGUUGAAUCAGCUUUUUAUAUCUUUCUUUUGUUUUUGGUUAUGUAGAGUUUUGAGUUUUGUUAAUAUCAGGCAGGUCAUGUAUCGAAUCUGGAAGUUGCUACUAAUAUGUUUGGCAGAUUAUGGAAACCGAUAUUCUAAUGUUAUUUAUCUUAGUUAGGCA
Messenger RNA from Elaeis guineensis (African oil palm), 1829 nucleotides. Its product is annotated as very-long-chain aldehyde decarbonylase GL1-9. Gene Ontology annotation, molecular function: iron ion binding; oxidoreductase activity. Gene Ontology annotation, biological process: lipid biosynthetic process. Lineage: Eukaryota; Viridiplantae; Streptophyta; Magnoliopsida; Arecales; Arecaceae. The record is from RefSeq and is a predicted model, not a curated record.